CUGCGAGGCCCUGGGUGCCCGGUUGGCUGGGUGUGAGUACCAGCAGGGACUCCACCAUGGCCUUCCCGCUCCGGCUGCUCCUCCUGUUCUCCCUGCUUCCAUCAGGCCAGGCCUCGUGGGGUGUCUCCAGCCCCAGGACUGUGCAGGGCGUGCGGGGAUCUUGCCUGCUCAUCCCCUGUAUCUUCAGCUUCCCGGACAGCGUGCAGGUGACCGACCAAGGCAUCACCGCCAUUUGGUACUAUGAUUACUCGGGCAGCCGGCAGGUGGUGACCCACUCCGCAGACCCCAAGCUAGUGGAGGCGCGCUUCCAAGGACGUGCCCAGCUGCUGGGCAACACAAAGCACUACACGUGCAACCUACUGCUUCGGGACCUGAAGCCCGAGGACUCGGGCACCUACAACUUCCGCUUCGAGAUCAGCGAGGGCAACCGCUGGUCAGAUAGCCAAGGGACCUCAGUCACUGUCACAGAGGAACCUGUGGUGCCCACCAUCAGCUUCCCUACAGAGCUUCGUGAGGGCAUGGCCGUGGACUUGAACUGCUCCACGCCCUAUGCAUGCCUAGAAGGGCAGAUCAGCCUGCAGUGGCAGGGCCAGGACCCCAGCCGCUCUGUCACAUCCAAUCACCUGAGCCUUGAGCCCACUGGUAUCAGUCACCUGCAGACCCUCCACAUGGCACUGACCUGGGAGGACCACGACCGUGCCCUGCACUGCCAGCUCUCAGUGGCCAACCGCAAGGUGCAAGCAGAGACCCGCCUCCACGUUCAGUGUAAGUAUGCCCCCAAGGGUGUACAGGUACUCCUCAGCCCCUCGGACCGCAACAUCCUCCCAGGGGACCUGGUCACUCUCACCUGUCUGGUGAACGCCAGCUACCCGGAGGUGAACUUUGUGCAGUGGACCAAGGACGGGUUGCACCUGGAGGCCAAGAGUCGUGUGCUGCAGCUGUCCCAGGUGGCCUGGAGUGAUGCUGGCGUGUACACCUGCCAUGCUGGGAACCGGGUGGGCUCUUCCAUCUCCCCUCCUCUCAGCCUGCACGUAUUCAUGGCUGAGGUCCAGGUGAACCCGGCCGGCCCAUUUCUGGAGACGCAGGCGGUGACCUUGCUGUGCAACACCCCGCCGGAGGGCCCCAGCGAGCUCCACUACAGCUGGUACAAGAACCAGGUGCUGCUGCAGGGCGCCCACGCCCGCGCGCUGCUGCUGCCCUCGGCCAGCAGGGCCGAUACCGGCUUCUACGCCUGUGAGGUGCAGAACGCCCAGGGCCGUGAGCGCUCCGGCCCCGUCAGCGUCGUGGUCAACCACGCACCCCUCGUCCCGGAGCUUACGGCUUUCCUGGAGACGCAGACGGGCCUCAUGGGCAUCCUGCACUGCUCCGUGGUCAGCGAGCCCCUGGCCACUCUGACGCUGUCUCAUAAGGGCCUGAUCCUGGCUUCCUCCACUGGGGAGAAUGACCCCGGGCCCCGCUUCAGCAUCUCCUUGGCCCCCAAUGCCCUGCACCUGGAGAUCCGAAACCUGGAGCCAGCCGACGAUGGGGAGUACCAGUGUACAGCCACCAACUCCCUUGGAAAUUCCACCACUACGCUGGACUUCCAUGCUAAUGUGGCCCGCCUCCUUAUCAGCCCUGCGACCCAGGUGGUGGAAGGGCAGGUGGUGACUCUGAGCUGUAGCAGUGGCCUGGUACCCACGUCUGACACCCGCUUCUCCUGGUACCGGAAUGGGGUCCUGUUCCUCGAGGGGCCCAGCAGCAGCCUCCUGCUGCCCGCUGUCUCCAGCUCCGACGCCGGCUCCUACUACUGCCGGGCCCAGGGCAGCCUCAGCGCCAGCGGCCCCUCUUCGCCUGCCAUCCUCACCGUGCUCCACCCACCCCGUCGGCCCGCGUUCACUGCCCACCUGGACCCCGAGGCUGCUGAAGCGGGCGCUGGGCAGCGAGGCCUCCUGUCGUGCCAGGUGGACAGCGACCCCCCUGCCCAGCUGCGGCUGCUGCACGAGACCCGCGUGGUGGCCACCUCCCUGCCGCCAGGGGGCAGCUGUGCCACCUGCUCCCCGCGAGUGAAAGUCACCUCGGCCCCCAACUCGCUGCGCGUGGAGAUUCGCGAGCCAGUGCUGGAGGACGAGGGGGAGUACGUGUGUGAGGCCAACAACACCCUGGGCAGCGCCUCUGCCUCCGUCUCCUUCAACGCCCAGGCCACCGUCGUGGUCAUCAGACCAUCCGAGACGCCGCGGGAAGGAGUCGAGGUGACCCUAAAGUGUGUUGUGAGUCGAGAGGCAGCCGGCAGCCCUGCCAACUUCUCCUGGCUGCGGAAUGAGGAGCCGUGGACACAGGGUCCCCUGGAGACGAUGACACUGCUGCCGGUGGCGCGGACGGACUCUGGCCGCUAUGCCUGCCGCGUCCUCACCGAGGCUCACACCCUCCUGUCAGCUCCUGCAGUCCUGACUGUCCUCUACCCCCCAGACCCUCCAAAGCUGUCAGCCCUCCUGGAUGUGGCCCAGGGCCACAUGGCCGUGUUUGCCUGUACCGUGGACAGUUGGCCCCUGGCCCACCUGGCCCUGUUCCGUGGAGAGCUCCUCCUGGCCAGCAGUCGAGGGCACCAGCUCCCAUCCCACGGCCGGCUCCGGGCUAAGGCCACGGCCAACUCCUUGCAGCUGGAGCUCCGGGAACUGGACCUUGGGGACUCGGGCAACUAUCGCUGCGAGGCCACCAACACUCUCGGGUCAGCCAACGCCUCCCUCUUCUUCCAGGUGCGAGGGGCCUGGGUCCAGGUGACCCCGUCGCCUGAGCUCCAGGAGGGCCAGGCUGUGGUCCUGAGCUGCCACUUGCCCACGGGGACUGCUGAAGGAAGCUCGUACCGCUGGUAUCGGGACGGCCAGCCCUUGGAAGGCGCGAACUCUGCCACGCUCCGCUUGGCGGCCAUCACUCUGAAACAAGCUGGAGCUUACCAUUGCCAAGCACAGGCGCCGGGCACGGCCACCGCGAGCUUGGCUGCCCCCGUUGUCCUCCACGUGUCCUAUGCUCCCCGCCAGGCCACUCUCACUGCCCUGCUGGAUACAGGCCCCGGGCGCCUGGGCCUCCUCCUGUGCCGUGUGGAGAGUGAUCCCCCAGCCCAGCUGCGACUGCUGCACGGGGACAGCCUGGUGGCCUCCACGAACCAGGGCACAGGCGAGCUUGCAAGCAGCUCUCCCCGGCUGCAGGUGGUCGUGGCCCCCAACAUGCUGCGCCUAGAGAUCCACGGGGCUGGCCUGGAGGACGAGGGCACCUACACUUGUGAGGCUACCAGUGUGCUGGGCCAGGCCUCUGCCUCGACUGACUUCGACGCGCAGGCUGUGAGCGUGCAGGUGUGGCCCACAGCCAGCGUGCAGGAGGGGCAGCAGGUGAACUUGACCUGCCUUGUGUGGACCUCCGACCUGGCCCCACUCACCUAUACGUGGUACCGGGAUAGCCAGCAGCAUCCAGGAGGCCGCUCCAUCCUCCUGCCCAAUGCCACCGCCAGUGACGCUGCUUCCUACCACUGCAGUGUGGAGUCUCAUGGCAGACCACCUCGCCUCUCCAGGCCUGUCACCUUGGAGGUCCUCUAUGGUCCCCGCAACCAGCGCCUCACCUACCUCCUGGAAAGGCACGGCGGGCGGCUGGUGCUGAUCCUGUGCACCGUGGACAGCCACCCGCCUGCCCAACUGGCCAUCAGCCAUGCCGGCCACCUCCUGGCCUCCUCCACUGAAGCCUCGAGCCCCAACAGCCUACGCCUCGAGCUGCGGGAGCCCCGGCCCAGCAAUGAGGGUCUCUACGUCUGCUCGGCCCACAACCCCCUGGGCCGGGCCAACACUUCCCUGGAGCUGCGGCUAGAGGGUGUGCGGGUGACACUGGUCCCAUCGGCCACUGUGCCCGAGGGGGCCACAGUCACGGUGACCUGUGAGGACCCCGCUGCCCAGCUGCCUGCCCUCUUCGUCUGGUACUACAAUGGCCGUUGGCUGCAGGAGGGUCCGACUGCCUCGCUAGUUUUCCCAGAGGCCAAACAGGCUCACGCAGGGGCCUACUCGUGUCAGGUCCAGGAUGCGCAGGGCACACGCAGCUCACGGCCUGCUGCCUUGCAAGUUCUCUAUGCCCCCCGGAAUGCUGUGCUGUCCACCUCCUGGGACUCCAGGACCACUCUUGUGGCUGUGCUGCAGUGCACCGUGGACAGCGAGCCACCUGCUGAGCUGACGCUGUUCUUGGAUGGCGAGGUGCUAGCCACAAGCCAUGGGGCCAAUGGCUCAGCCACGGGGCUGGGCCGUGUCCAGGUGGCCCGCAAUGCCCUGUGGCUACACGUGCAAAAUACAACUGCAGGUGAUGGUGGCACCUACGUCUGCACAGCCCGCAACCUGCUGGGCUCAGCCAGCACCACUGGGCAGCUGCAGGCGUCGGGUGGCCAUGUGGUGGCCAACCCAGGCCUGGACGUGCCUGAGGGCGCGGCGCUGAAUCUGAGCUGCCACUUCCCUGGUGGCCCUGGGCCUGUGGACAACUCCACCGUCACAUGGUUCUGGAAUGGCCGGCCACUGCACAUGGAGCCGCUGCCCACUCUCACCUUCAGCCACGUGGCCCGGGCUCAGGCUGGUCUGUACCACUGCCGGGCCGAGUUCCCCACAGGAUCCACCACUGCUGCUCCAGUCCUUCUGCGUGUGCUCUACCCACCCACCAUGCCCACCCUGACCAGCUUCCUGGAACCUGAGGGUGGCCUCCAGGGCAUCCUGGACUGCCAAGUGGACAGCGAGCCCGCCGCCAGCCUGACGCUCCACCUUGGCAGCCAACUAGUGGCCUCUAGCCAGCUGCGAGGUGACCCUGGCCAGGGACGUAUCCGAGUCUCGGCCUGGCCCAAUGCCCUGCGGGUGCAGGUGGAGGAGCUGCAGCCGGGUGACCAGGGGGAGUACGUGUGUGCCGCCUCCAACAUCCUGGGCUCCAGCUCUGCCUCCGCCUACUUCGGGACUCGAGCCCUGCAUCGCCUGCACUUGUUCCAGCAGCUUCUCUGGGGCCUGGGACUGGUGGCGAGCCUCUUUGGCCUGCUGUUGGGCCUUGGGGCCUGCCUCGCCUGGAGAAAUGGCUGGGGAGGAAGAAAGACCAAAUGCCCUACUGUCCCCAGGCCUCCCCUGCCGUGUACAAAGGAGGCACGCUCAUCAGCUGAGGAGGAGCAAGAACUUAGUGGAGAUGGCAUCUCAGAAAGACAGCACACAGCUUUGUGAUCCGGAUGCGUUGGCUGGUGAUGGGACCACCUUGGACAGUGCUCCACUCCUGGACUGAGCAGAGAGGCCCUGCCCAUCCUCGGGAGGAGGAUGUCGCCGGCCCAUGUGCCCAUUCAGACCCGCCUACCUCUGUGGAAACAGCGCUGUGGUUUCUGCCUCACUGGCACCCGGCACCUGACUCUGAGCCUCUACCCCCCCUGGAAGAAAGUGGGUCAGAAGCCCCGAUCUCCCAGGGGAUGUCACUGAGGCUGGGGAGGGGGGCUUCUGAAGAGAAACGGCCCCCCCACCCAUGUGGCCUGUUCUCCCCCACCCCAGCACAUCUGUCCCUCCCUGGAAGUCUGAGCCAGCCCUCCCUCUGCUCUGGACACAAGCUAGUAUUGCUCUAGCCUGAGACCCAAUACAGUGCCUGUCCCAUGGUGGGGUCUCUGGUGUUCUCUGCCACCAAGCCCGGCCUGUGACGGUGGUGG
Messenger RNA from Ochotona curzoniae (black-lipped pika), 5668 nucleotides. RefSeq names its product sialic acid binding Ig like lectin 1 (gene SIGLEC1). Lineage: Eukaryota; Metazoa; Chordata; Mammalia; Lagomorpha; Ochotonidae. The record is from RefSeq and is a predicted model, not a curated record. The transcript has 22 exons. Bases 57 to 5201 code for a protein of 1714 amino acids.